Messenger RNA from Adineta steineri, 1524 nucleotides. NCBI's taxonomy places the organism in Eukaryota, Metazoa, Rotifera, Eurotatoria, Adinetida, Adinetidae. The record is from the annotation of a GenBank genome assembly.
AUGUUUCGGCUAUUUGUAAAAAUUCUCUUGAUACUUAAUAUUAUAAAUAUAUCCAUCAAAGCUGACGACUUACCAAGAAUCAAUUGUCAACGUGCAACAUCGUUGAAUAAGAAAGAUUCAAGUAUAGCAAGUUUGUCGAGUAAAACAGUAUCAGUCAAUGAAAUUCUUACCAGUGAAAUGAAUGAUUAUUGGCUUGGAAGUAUAGGUAUUGGUUCACCAUCACAGAAUUUUUACAUCGAUUUCGAUACUGGUUCAUCAGAUCUAUGGGUUCCAUCAAUUAAAUGUUCUUCCUUAUGUAAUAACCACAAUCGAUAUAAUUCGAAUGCGUCUAGUACAUAUCAAGUAGAUGGUGAUUAUUUCCUUAUUACCUAUGGUGAUGAAUCCUAUGCAGAAGGUUAUUUUGAUAAUGAUGUUGUUACAAUCAAUGGUCUUACUGUGACUAAUCAACUUUUUGCCGAAGUAUUGAAUAUGUCGGGUUUCGAUGCCCCUGAAGAUGGUAUUUUAGGAUUAGCAUAUCCGGAUUAUACAUCAGGUGGUGAAACACCUUUAUUUUAUAAUAUGUGGAUGCAAAAUUUAAUUCCACAACCGAUAUUUAGUUUUUAUUUUAAUCCAGAUUCAUCAGCAACACCUGGUGGUGAAUUGAUUUUUGGUGGUGCAGAUACGAGCAAAUAUACAGGAGCAAUUACUUAUGUCAAUGUUAGUGUACAAGGUUAUUGGCAAUUUAAUAUGAAUAGGAUCACUGUUGGCAAUAUUUCAAUUUGCUCAUCGAACUGUAGUGCUAUUGCUGAUACUGGAACAACUUUAAUUCUUGGACCAACCAGCAAUAUUCGUGCAUUAAAUGCAGCAUUAGGUGCUACUUACGAACGUAGUUCAGGAUGGUAUCGAGUAUCAUGUUCAACUCGUACUCAACAAGGUUUUCCAAAUGUUACAUUUACAAUUAGUGGUCAAACGUUUACACUUUCGGUACUUCAAUAUUUUUUAAUAUUUCAGAAUGGUCAAAAUUUUGUUUGCUACAGUGUUUUUAAUUAUUCGCCAUUGAAUAAUAUCUGGAUUCUUGGUGAUUAUUUUCUUUCACGAUUUUAUUCUAUUUUUGAUAUUAAUCAAAAUCGAGUUGGUUUUGCUACUUCAAUCUCAUAUAAUUAUACACCUUAUAUAUAUCCACAAACAUUUCAAAGUACCACCACUAUUUCUAGUACAAUUGCAUCAACCACCAUAGUUCCAACUACCACAAUACUUACAUCAAUCACAACAACUCCAUCAACCAUCAAAGUUGCAUCAACUACCACAAUUACAUCCGUCACAACAGUUCCACUAACCACCAAAGUUGCAUCAACCACAAUACUUACAUCAAUUACAACAGUUGCAUCAACCACAACAGUUCCACCAACCACCACAGUUCCAUCUACCACCAUGAUUGCAUCCACUACAACAGCUACAUCAACUGGAAUGUCUUCAGAAGCAAUACGUCAAGAAAUUAGCUUAAUUAUUUUAUUCAGUUUAAUGAUCCUCAUCGCACAAUUUUAG